UUGUGAAGCGAAGUCGAAAUCGCAGGUCGAGCGCUGCUGAUCGUCGUCGUAGUGGUAGAUGAGGGAAACACUCGGCUUGUCCCCUUUCAAACACCAAGUCCGUCAGUUCAGUUCUCUCCGCGCGACACCAAAAUACAUCAGCAUUCGAGUGUUUGUCCGUCAGUGACUGGCAGCGCGGCCAUGUUUGAGUACGAUUUUUGAAGUUCGGUGGCGAAUUGUUCGACGUUUUUUGCCCGUAGCUUUCGCUGCAUUCGCUUUGCAGUGACAUUUUUUUGACAUCUAAAGGUCCCAAACGUCGCGAAGUGAACACUCGAGGGGGCGAAUUGUAACGGCACACUGGAGGAUUGUACCAUUUGCUCCCGUCUUAGCUGAUCCAACCUAUUUGGUGGCUAUUUUUCUGCUCGGAAAGUGCCGAUCAGAAGCGAACCGAUAGGGUGGAGGGCCGAGAGCGGCGAAGGCGCAGCAUAUUAGCCAGCGCGGCCAUAGCGGAGGAGGAAAAAUAUGAAGAAAAUAGUUCGAAAGGUAUAUGGAACAACUACAUCCGUUCAGCAGCAACAACAGCAACAACAACAGCAGCAGCAACAACAACAACAACAUCAAAACACAAUGCAGAUGAACGCAGUGCGGAAGAUUAACAGCUUGCUGCAGAGUGGCGCCGUUAGCGUGACCGGAAUCUCCGGUAAUCAACCACGAAUGGUUCAGAAGAAGCCCAUUAACAGCCAGCAGACCAGCGUCUCGAUCACAACCACAAACAGCUACGUCUCCAAACAGCAGAAAUGCUACGUGUGCGGGGACAAUGCGGGAAUAAAUGCCACACUGCUGACCGAAGCAUCGACGGCAACGUCACAAACAGAGUUCACAUCGAAAAUUGCGAAAAUCGUGGGCGAAGGCUAUAUGGUCAUCAUAGGCACAGACGAUGUUGUGUGCAGGCGAUGUAUCACACUCUUCAAUCAGAUGGAUAAGCUCGAAACAGAUCUGGAACACGUUAGAAAUACUUUAACGAAUUAUAUUCACAAAAAGUACAACAUAUUGGACGAUGAUCCGGCCGCGGCUCCCCCUCCGGCGAAAAUACAGAAGCUUGGAGGGACUGGCAGUACAGCAUCGACUUACAGUAUAAAAACACUGAAUGACACAGGGCGCGAAUCAGCGGAUUUACAGAGGAAGAUGAACACCGACGUGAACAACAUGGAUAUAGAAAGUCAGCUGUCAAAUAUGUUCGACAAACCACAACAGACUGUGACACAUGCGAUACAACAGCCACAGCAGCAAAUUCAGACAACAAAUAAUGGGGCAAACGUUGUCAGCAGUACGGCACAACAGAUACCAACGACGACUAUUCGUCGGAAUCCGAUAAAAAUGUACAAGUGUAUGUCCUGCGACUUCAAGACACAAGAUCUAACGCAGUUCCAGCCUCACUACGAACAGUGUAAAUCGAAUGCUGCAACCCAACAGGUAACAACACCCACAACCACAGCCACCACGACCACCUCUUCGGCGUAUCGUUGCAAGCUUUGUAAAAAGAUAUUCGCCUCUGUUGCACUCCUGAAGCAGCACAAUGCACAGGAACAUCAACAUCCUGUUCAGCAAUCAACUGAAAUCAAGAUUAUAGAUCAGCAAGGAUCCGGUUCCACGAUACAACAACUUUACGCCUGUAAUAUGUGCACUUAUAAGACCCCGGACAAGCAGAACUAUGAUGAUCAUCUUCGUAAGCACAUCAAACUAAAACCCUUCAAAUGUCGGGUUUGUCUAAUGCGCUUCGAAACACGCGAGCAGGCUUCUAUCCACGCAAAGACUCACCAGCCGGAUUAUUUCAAGUGCGGUAUCUGCAAUGUAACGUUCAACAAACGGGAAUUGCUGAUGAAACAUUUGGAAAUUCACGACAAUGUUAGAAGACAUGCAACGGUACAGAAACAAACCACAGUUAAUACGUCCCAGCAACAAAACCAGCAGACGACGCAACCGCAGGUACACAUCAAGAGUGAAGUUCCCGUGGUUAACCAGGUGGCCGAUUCUUCCACUCAGAAGCUACUACAGGCAACGAUCGAUGAGGCCCUUCGGGAGACGAUUGGUGAAACAAUCGACGCUAAGUCUAUCCAAUUCCACACGUGUAACACCUGCUCCCUGACAUUCCUUAACCAGACGCUCUACAGCCAGCAUAUGAAGAUGCACACCGGAGCAGCGGGCGGAGGGGCAGCUGUUCAGACUCCACUGACCAGCAGUCAGACGGUUGGGGGCACCACAAUUACAACUAGUAAAAAGAUGGUCAGUGCUAAUGCGGCUACGCUGAACAACGGUGGGCAGGAACAACAACUCCACGGAAAGCUGUUAGCACCGGGUGCAACCGGGACGACACUCACCACCAGCCAUAACAACACGAUCUCCGAUGGAGAUCUCGAGAGUAUAUUCGAAAAAAUACACUCCGACAAGAAUGACAUCAAUGUGGGCGACAAUCUGGUCAUCACAAGCCAGGAUAACGCCAGCGGCAACAUUACGUACAGUAUCACGCUUGCACAGCAGGGACAGGACGGCGUGACGCAGGGUCAAACGUUUGUGCAGCAGCAGCAGCAGCAACAGCAAUUAGAAGGCGUCGAUGGUAAAAUGGCAUCGGUCGGCAUUGACAUGCCAACGCUGGACCAUGGCGACGAUCAACAGCAACAUGCGGGAGGUCAGGUUCAGACGAAACAGGAGACGAUGAACAUGCCAGUCAGUAUGCCUAGCCUGGAUGACGACGGCGAACAGUCGCAGAACAGUCAGAACUCGAACGCGGAAGGUGUCCCCAUUGAGCUGGAAGGUAUGCAGGAUGCCGACGGACAACAGAUCAAAUUUAUUCUCAACGAAAACGGACAGCUGCUGCAACUGGACAACCAUAUUCUUACCACCGACGCCGAUGGUAAUCAGAUUCUGGUUCAAGGCACUGACAGUGAGCAAAUUCAGCAGCUGUUGCAGAGCGUCGGAGUUGUGAUGCAAGGUGGCGAAGGUCUGGGGGAAGGCGAAACCCUGCAAAUGAUCGGUGGUGAUGGUCAAACAGGACAGAUGAUAUUGGUGCAAGGAGCCGACGGACAGGAACAGCUGAUAGAUGCGUCUCUGCUGAAUGCGGAUGGGAAUAUAGUGAUUCAGCAAUCUCAGGAGGGUGAACUCAACGCUGAAGGUACACAUAUAACCACCGAGGAUGGACUGCAAAUUCCUGUCUCCGUAUCGUUUACUACCUCCGGUGAAGUGGAUCAGGAAGGCAAUCUAACGGUUGCGAUGGCCGGUGGGGAAGGUGGUGAGCAGCAGAUACAACUUCAUCUCCAGCAGGCGGAUGGCGAAGGUGACGAUCAGCAACAUAUCGAUGAGAGCGGCGGACAGCCAACGAUUCUCACUGACGGUGGUCAUAUAAUCCUUCAUUCCCAAGAGCAACAGAAACAAGAUGGCGACAGCAAUCAGAACGCGAACGCAUCGUCCGUGCAGAGUACAGUAAAUGCAACCUCUGGUCCCACUGGUAAUGGAGCGACGGGAGGUAGCAGUACAAAUUCCGGAGCGAUGACGGCUUCCGGGGCAGACGAGCAAGGAUUGUUUAACUUCGAUGAACUCAUUCAGCCACAAGUGGUAGUGAAGCAACAGACGGAGUUGCGUAAAGCAGAGCCUCUGGUAGCAGAAGUUGUUGCAAGCAAGAAUAACGAGCAGAAGAAGAGUCAGGAGGAGAAUGCUAAAGCAAACGCUUAAACUGUCAAUACCACCUCCAAUCCCAUCACCACUCAGCAUAGCUCAUUAGCCAUAGCGAAUCCAAAUCAAAUGUGGUCUUGAUUCCGAUUUUUUACAGCCGACUAAGUAGGCGCUGGAGGGAUGAAUCUGUCUGUGCGCCUUUGUGCAGUCCAAAGGUAGUGUUGUCGCUGUUGCUACCUACGCUUAGCGAGCGGUCGAUGGAGGAACAUCCGUUUGUCGCGUGCGCGAUGAUCAAAUGUGCUUAGAUGUGGAAGCACACUCAAAUAGUUUCGUAGUUUUGUAACGAUUGAUUCCGUUGUAAAACGUAACGACAGUUUUCUAGAGAUAGGCAACUUGAUUUUUGAAUACGAGAAAUAAUAUCGUUGCAAACGUAUAUAAGUAGAAUACAUAAGUGAAUAAUGUAUAUAGUAUGAAUUGUAUGUACAUGAUAAGAUGGAAAGAAGGUAGAACACACCGAAAUAAGUUUGUAAAUACGCCGUAUUGACUCUAAUUUUAAAUAAAACUAGGGAGCAGAAGAAAUGCGAGUGGUUUAUCUAAGGCGUUUGGUUUUAUGAAUUCAAGGUUUGUAUGCUUUUUGUUUGCUUUAAGUUAGUUUAGAUAUGCCUGAAUACGCAAAAAAAACGUAUAAUUGGUUUCAGUAACGCGAACAAUCUCUUUUGGAGAUUCGAUUCCUUCGUAACCCAGAUAAGAAGGGAAAAGUCUCAUAAAACAUCAACACACAUCCAAACAGAAAUGGCUUCAACAUAGUUUCGGUAUAUUUCAAACACAUAGACUCGUCUCGCACAUUAGUGGCCACACUUUUUGCAAAACCUAGAGAAUAUCCUUUGAAUGAGUAAAACAAAUAUAAUAACAUUAUUGAUAAGUGAAUAACAAAUAAUAAAAAAACAAUCUAGUAAUACUACACUGAUGCUAUUUUAAAUAUUUAAUUUUAGGGGAUAUAGAUUACUAUUAUUAUUAUUAUUUCUGAAUAAAACAGAAACAAUGAAAUUCAAAUAAACGUUAAAAGUGAAGAGGUAGAUUUUCAAUGACUUGCGUUUGAGAGUCCUUA
Toxorhynchites rutilus septentrionalis is the source of this 4753-nucleotide messenger RNA. RefSeq lists its product as uncharacterized. The coding region runs from base 502 to 3705 and encodes 1067 amino acids. Lineage: Eukaryota; Metazoa; Arthropoda; Insecta; Diptera; Culicidae. The transcript is spliced from 4 exons. The record is from RefSeq and is a predicted model, not a curated record. Gene Ontology annotation, molecular function: DNA-binding transcription factor activity, RNA polymerase II-specific; RNA polymerase II transcription regulatory region sequence-specific DNA binding. Gene Ontology annotation, cellular component: nucleus. Gene Ontology annotation, biological process: regulation of transcription by RNA polymerase II.